ACAAUUGACUUAAUGAUGAUGAGACUUGCGUAAAGAAUCAGGUAUUUACAUGUAUUUUAUCCUCAUUCAUUAGGCUAGACGGUAUGGGACCGUCCCGCAUCGUCCUCCAUCCGUCGCCGUUCACCUCUCCAUUCCUGGCCCUCCGUCGCCGUUCCUUCCGCGUCGCCAACGUCGGGGUAAGGACGUUUGAGACGCUCACAAAAGGACAAAAAGGUUAGGGUUUGACCAAUCUCCGGUAUGUGUUUCAUCACCGGUCGUGUUCAGUCCCUAUCAUCAUCACCUUCUGUAGCUCAAUCGGAACUCUCAUCUACACCUCCGUGCCCUACUUCCGUUUCCGAUCAACUACCGAUCUCCGGGUUUCGACGCACGGCGACGUCAGAGCCAGUUUGUUUCAACAAUCAGAGGCGAAGGAGAUUUUUAGGUUUGCUUUGUUCCCUGUUGCGACGCAGGAGACCGGCCGUGAAUAAACGAGCUGUUGCCGCCUCCCGCCUCUUUCGUGAACCAACCACCAUUCGGAGCCGCUGCUAGCUUCACUCGCCUGAGCCGAGGAGCUACGCCACCGGCGCUACCAUCUGUUAGUGUAAAUCGAUUCCAUCAUGGCUAACUUUUUAACUCAAUUAAAAAACGUUGAACACCUCAUCAAAAUUUGGUCUUGAUUAUUGCCUCUAAGUUUAUUGAAUCAAAUUUCGAAUAUGUUGAAUGGGUUAAAGAAUCUGUAGAUUGACUCAUUUCCAAUGUCAAAUGCUGCAGUUCCAAGGAGCAUUAAGGAUCAUGAGGGUUGAUGUUGGGCACCAGUUCUUUUCACCAUGUGAGAUGGUUACUGUAGGUUUUCAUAACCACUGGCUCAGUGGAAUUGAUUACAUUGGGGCAAGUUUUCAACAGUGUUUGGAUAAUGUGUUUCACUGGUUUGAAAAGAAGAAAAAGAAAAGUUCGAUGGUUGUAGUAUUUUCAAAUAGGAGAUGGAAAAGAGAAAAAAGAGAAGCAAACCGAAACACCAUCAAUAUACAUUGUCUUUGUUUGUUACCUUAGCGUAACCCGUCCAACAGACGGGUAUUAAACUAGUUAUAUUUGAAACCUGCCAAGAACCGAACCAGUCUCAGAUAAGAAACUUCAUCUUCCUCUAUUGUUCGUUCCAUCAAUGGCGUCCUCAACAUUAACCACCUUCUUAUCCAUCUUCACACCAUUCAAAUCUCCACCAUCACACCUCUCAUUCUCAACAUCUUCAUCUCCAACCAACAACAACAACAUCAAAGAAGCGUUUGCUCCACUCGUCACUUGUUCCAGUUCGAAUGAUUUGAUGUCGGUCGUGUGUCCGUCACUGGCGCACGCUAACACUCUGUUUUUCCGAUCAGCGUACAACGUUCAGGUUGUUGUUGAGGAUAAUGAGCCGGAGGAGAAGCUUCUUGGAAGGUUCCGUAGAGAAGUUAUGAAAGCUGGAGUUAUUCAGGAGUGUAAGCGUCGUAGGUAUUUUGAGAAUAAACAGGAGGAGAAGAAACGGAAACAUCGCGAGGCUGCUAAGCGAAAUCGACGCAGACGCGGCCCUUUCAGAAAUUUUAAUGAUGAUAAGGCGGAAACUGUGAACAAGAAGAGGGAUGACGAUAAUGAUAACUGGGAAAUGCCUGAGGACAGCCCUCUAAAUUGAGUCCGGCCAAUUUUCCUUUUUUUUCCUGAGAGAACGGGCUAGAUUCCUUUGCGAAAUCAUGUUAUGAUCCUAUGAUGUACGGUGUAUAUUUGUUGUUUAGAAAUUAAUAUUCAUUGAUCAUAUUAUUUGAUUUAGUGCAUCACUCCUAGUUA
Messenger RNA from Helianthus annuus (common sunflower), 1794 nucleotides. Its product is annotated as 30S ribosomal protein S21, chloroplastic. Gene Ontology annotation, molecular function: structural constituent of ribosome. The transcript is spliced from 5 exons. NCBI's taxonomy places the organism in Eukaryota, Viridiplantae, Streptophyta, Magnoliopsida, Asterales, Asteraceae. Gene Ontology annotation, cellular component: ribosome. Bases 1139 to 1642 code for a protein of 167 amino acids. The record is from RefSeq and is a predicted model, not a curated record. Gene Ontology annotation, biological process: translation.